AUGGCUUCGUCAGUUACCCCGGCUCAGGCCGAGCUCAUCAGCUCUCUUGCGCCUGACGACAUACCUAUUAAGCUGCGAUGCGCCAUCUGCAGUAAGUUGGCAGUGAAUGCGUUCCGCCUUCCUUGCUGCGAACAGGCUAUUUGCGAGACAUGCCAAUCUUCUCUCCCAUCGUCUUGCCCGGUUUGCGAGCACUCGCCGGUCUCCGCUGAUGACUGUACGCCACAUAAAUCUCUGCGGACAACGAUCAAAGUCUUUCUUCGCACUCAGGAAAAGAAGCGCGAAGAGGCGCGGGCAAAAGAAAAAGAUUCUGCGCCCCCGACUCCCAUCGAUCCCAAGCCGAUCGUGCAGUCGCUUGCCCCCUCCGAAUCCCCCGCUGUCGAGACACCUCCGCAACCUGCUGCGGUACCCAAGCCGGACGAGACGACCGACGUGGGAGCUGCGCCAGCUCCAGUUACAGAAGUAGGCCAUAAGGAUGAAGCUGAUGCCGCUGCUGCCCAGAAUCAUGAUGACGCGCAACAUCAAGAGGAGCCUACCGUCUCUAAGGGAGAGGAGGACGACAACGAAACCGUCAUCAUAACAGGCGACGAAGACGCAGCGAAUGGCACUAAGCGAGAAGGACAGCAGGAUGAUGACGUUGCAGAGAAUGACGAGGCUCAGAGCGACGAUGCAAAUACGAAUGCGAAUAUGAGUUUUAACUCCAUGAACGGAGGCAAUUUCUCAUUCAAUGGAUCCGGUGAUUUUAGCCAGAUGCAAAUGAUGAUGGCCAUGCAGAAUGGCAUGGGAUCCAACUCCUUUGGUAACUUUCCAAUGAUGGGUAUGCCAGGAAUGGGUAUGGACCCAAUGGCGAUGCAGAACAUGUACAUGAACGGCGGCUAUGGUCCUCAAGGCAUGGGCAUGGGUGGCUUCGGCGGUGGUUUCGGCUCGGGCUCCAAUAACUGGAACGGGCAACAAUCAUGGAAUUUCGGCCAAGAUAAUUUCAAUUCUGCUAAUGCUGCUGGCAUGGGAUCUGGUGACUAUGGCAACUAUAACUCAGGAUUCCAGUCAGGGUACAAUCAAGGUAAUUAUGGUCACCAAUUCAAUGAUUACCGCCGGAACAAUUUCGGCAACCGUGGACGUGGAAGAGGCCGCGGCUUUUACGGCGGAGGCUAUGGUCGAGGCGGAUACCAACAGUAUGGCGGCUACGGUGACCAAGGCCAGAUGCAACAGCAGUACGGCUUCGGAAUGCAAGGCCAAGGCUCAAGUGAUGCGAACCGGGCGGACGGUAACGUGGAUGAGUUUGGUCGUGAACGCAACGAACAGGACGAAAAGUCGAAUGUUGGAGGCGACAACGAAGCUGAGGGAGCUGACGGCUCAAAGCCAGUUAACGAUGGCGAGAAUGAAAUGGGCUCAAUAAAUGCGUCAGAGCAGGAAGGUGACUUCUCCGGUUUUAACGGCAACGGCAUGUCUGGAGGUUAUGGACCACCAGGAUUUCCAAAUCAGAACCAGGGUUUCGCAGUUGCGCCACCUGAUGUUCCUUUGAAUGCUCCUACAGGACCUAAAGCUAUGCGGCAAGGGCUGCCGAAUACCAGUUUGCAUACUUUGCGGGCACGAGGAUAUGUCAUUCCUGACGAGCAGGUCCAACAGUCGCCAGUAGAUGCUCCAGUUCCACAAAGCCCUAAUGUGGAACAACCUAGAUCCAGGAGCAGCUCCUCAACGCGUACUAAGGAUAAGGAUAGAAACCGUCGUCGGGAAGCGAGCAGAGAUCGUGAAAGAGAGCCUGAUAACAGGUCAGAAAAGGACUAUGGCGGCCGAGAUCAAGAUUACUCUAGGUCACGCUCACGCACUAGGGAACCCAGCCGAGAGCGUAAGAGCGAUCGCGGCGACCGCGGCGAUCGUCAUCGACGUAGGCGCAGGCGCUCCGAAUCAAGAUCGGUUGCCGGAGACCGUGGAGAUCGUGGAGAUCGUGGUGACCGAGAUGAUGAGUACCGCCGCAGGAAGCAUAGGAGCAGAAAGCACAACGCAUACGGCGACGACGAUGAAACCAAGUCUAGGUCUAGGGACGACGGUUACGAAGAAAGAUCCAGGUCUGCCUCGCCAAGCGACUCUAAGAGAUCUACUCAUCGAAGCCGCAGGGAUCGUGACGAGAAACGACGCGACCGAGACAAGGACAAGUAUCGGGAUGAUGACGACUACGAUUAUCACCGAAAGUCUAGCCACCGUUCGCACCGAGACAGAGACCGCGACAGGGAUCGUGACUACGACCGAGACCGUAAGGAUAGCGACCGUGACCGCAAAGAUAGGGACCGAGAUCGUGAAAAGGACCGGAAGCGCGAUAGGCACAGAGACCGCGAACACCGGCAUCGCAGCAGCCGCAAACACACGCCAGAGUCGUCAACGCCAGUGGAGAAGGACUUCAACCCGCCUGCUGGCCCUCGUGGUGGCGCACCUGGUCUGGAGAUUAGGGGUGCAAGCGGCAAGCCCGGCAGGUCGUCCGACCGACCGGAGUCAGGCCGGCGAGGAUCUCAGGCCUCUAUCAACAGCAAGUCGGCGCCGAGCGCUCCCACGAAGGACGCCCACGCCCUCGAACGCGAGGCUAGGGAUCGUGAGCGUCUGCUGAAAGAGACACAGCGCAUGGCAGGCUUGGCCGGCUUGGCUGGUGUCAAGCGCAGCAGAGACGAAGGUGGAGAUGAUGGGAAGCGGAGUCGAAGGAAGGGACGCCGCAGCGAGGCCAUCAGUAUGGACGAUGAGGAAGAGCGGAUGCGAAGAAUGGAGGCCGAGCGGGAAGGUAGCCGCUGGGGUUAG
This is a messenger RNA of Colletotrichum truncatum, 2781 nucleotides long. RefSeq names its product pre-mRNA-splicing factor 38b. Lineage: Eukaryota; Fungi; Ascomycota; Sordariomycetes; Glomerellales; Glomerellaceae. The record is from RefSeq and is a predicted model, not a curated record.